Molecule: messenger RNA, 1280 nt
Organism: Phaeodactylum tricornutum CCAP 1055/1
Lineage: Eukaryota; Bacillariophyta; Bacillariophyceae; Surirellales; Neidiaceae
Exons: 1
Coding region: 22-1188 (388 amino acids)
Source: RefSeq, a predicted model, not a curated record
UCUAGUAGUGCAGUUCCAAGCAUGACCAGUUUCAUCUCGAUACUUCGUUGGUGCGCCACCUUACUCGCUCUUACGCCCAUCGUAGCGAGUGGAACGCGUCUAUUUGACUCGGAGAAAGGUUCACACGCCCACCGUAGUUUGCAAUCUGAAGAAUACGCCAUUUCAUUCGAUUCAGUGACAAAUACCAAAAACAAUAUAACGGUAAACUUCAUCAACGGCGCAGGAAGUGGUGCGCCGACAGGUCGUUUUGAGAUCUUUGUGGCAAAUGCUUCCAGUACAGCCUCGGACUACACCUUGUCCUGCUACAGCAAGGAUGGUAUCGUCUUUGAUGGCGAAGGUAUAUCCGAACGGACGUCCACGGUAGGAACGCCCAACUCAACUUUCGACUUUUCUUUCGACCGCGAAGUGGACGAAGUCACUAGUCCUUUCUAUUUUGGGGGCGUAAAUACAGAUAUCAUUGGGGAAGCCAAACUAAUCCUUUGCGUCAAGUUUACUCUCACCGAAAGCAUUGGAGACUCAAUUAUUGAUGUCAACUACAAAGAAGUUGCUAUUGCGUUUAGUCUUACGCUUGACGGUGGUAUUGAUUCAGCCGAGGCUUUCGUUGUCAAUGCUGUGGACGUCGACCUGGAUUCGAACAGUGCCGUCCAAUACACAGCAACCGCUGCUCUCUGUGGAGACUUUUCCGGCUCGGUAACUCCCCGCCCCGGCAUAGCUCUUCCCAUAUGCAUCAAGGCCGACAAUUAUCCCUUGUCUCGAAUCCUGGCUGUUGAGGAUCUGUCUCUAAGCUCCGGGAGUUUGAAGCAAGAGAUUCUUGUCAACGGCGCCGGUGCGACAGGUGCUGCAGGUUUCUACGAAACGCCCGUGAGUGAUGGUGCGUGUCUUGCUAAGGAGUGCAUUCAAUACGAUGUGUUGGUGUACGCCAUAUUCGCGACGGGGGACAAUUUGUCGAUUGAUAUAACGGGAAGCGUUGUCUUAGGGAUUGGUAAUUCUCGACGAACUCUCGGAGCACGUGUCGAAACGAGCCGAGAUCUGGAGGAAUAUUUUAUCAAGAGAGGUUUUCAGACAACGGUGAGUCUGCGUAACCUCGACCAGGCGUCAUCUUCAGGUGCCUACAGUACAUCUAUUGCGAGCUGGAUUAUGCAUAUGUUGACCACUGGGACUGUUGCUCUUGUGGCAGCUUUCGUCUAGGCUUUGCAAGGAAACGGACAUCCCCAACGUGGUACUGGCACUACCGCUAAGAAGCUGUUCGCGAACAAAAUAUAACAGAAACUCUUGAAUGU